UCCCAUUAAAUGCCAGGACACUGUUAGAGAGGCCUGAUUAGGUUGCUAAGGAAGUUAGAAGACUUCCUAAGUGUCGGGAAGACUGGAGAAAAGCCUCCCAAGCCAGAAUCAAAGCCUGGGAGGCAGGGGCAUGGCCAGGAUUCUGGCAAGGAACAGAGGCUGUUUGUGUUCCAAUACCGAGUCCUUCACCACACUCCUAGUGAAGCUGGCCUUGUACGCCUGAGCUGAGCUGGCGCUGCCCAGCUGGGGACUGCCCCUCAUGCUGGAGGCGAUGGGGUCCUCACUCGUUCAGCAGCCCCAGUGGUGACCUGUGACCGCCCAGAAGGGGAGUGCUGUGGUCUUUGGAAGCCCGGGGGUGGGGGCUGUCAUUUUGACACCUUCCCCAUUCCCCCGGAGGGGCGAGAAGACCCUCCCGGAGCCAGAGAUGGCCAAAAACCCAUGCAGCCAGAGGGUCUCUCCGGGGAGGCAUAGGAUGGGAGGGCCGUAAUGGCUGGGGGUGCUCUGGCAGGGCGAAACCGCAAUGAUCUGCGCGCCGCCUCUCCCCCCACCUACCCACCCAGGGGCCCGGAGCUCCUCCCAGCUUUUCUGGGAGCGGAUGGGGGUCCGAGCGGCCAAAGCGAGUCCCGGGGGAGGGGCGGGCCGAGGUGCAGCGCCUGGAACAAAGACCCACUCAGGGGUCCUGGUGAGCGCGGCUCCCCGGGGACGGGGGCGGGCCCCCUCCAUCAUCAGUUCCUCCUUCUCCGCCCCUUCUUCCACUCGGAGGCCCAGCGGGCGCGCAGCCUGGGCUGCGCCAACUUCACCACCAGUUCCCAAGUUGCCGGGCGCUCAGGGGUGGGAGCUGGGUGGGCUGAGGAAGAGGAGGAGGGCUCCCCAAGCGCCUUGGACGCCGUUCAGGAAUCCGCCGCCGCCGCGGGCCGCUCGUCGGCCCGGGCCCGAGCGGGGAGGGCGCCAGGCAGGACCGCUCGCUCGCUCGCUUGCUGCGCAGGACGUCGCCCGCCUGGCGCCGCUUCCCGCCCGGCGUGCGAACCCGCGGGGCCGCGCCUCCCACCCACCCACCCACCCACCCAGCCGCCACUGCCGCUGCCCGCGGGGAGGGCGCAAAUCCCAGGUCGUGAGGGAUCUGGAGCCCCAGAGCUGCUUCUGCCGGGUUCUGCAAGAAAGGAGAGCAAAGUUGCUAGUGGAUUCUGCCCGCGCCGGACCCAGCCGCGAAGAGUGGGAUCCGCCCCCGCCGGAGGAGGCUUGGCGGCCGGAGUCUCAGACAAACUGAAACAGAUCCCACAAUCCCUGGUAGAUGCCAACAGCACCGACCCAGCCCUGGUCUUGGCUGAGAAUGCAUCCCUCUUGUCCCUGAGUGAGCUUGAUUCAGCCUUCACGCAGCUGCAGAGCCGCCUACGAAACCUCAGUCUGCAGCUGGGUGUGGAGCCAGCGGAGGAGGCCGAGCCGGACGAAGAGGGGGAUCAGGAGCAACCACCGCGACCCUCUGAGUCCCCGCCCCGGCGCCACGUACUCCUCAUGGCCACCACCCGCACCGGCUCCUCGUUCGUGGGCGAGUUCUUCAACCAGCAGGGAAACAUCUUCUACCUCUUCGAGCCGCUGUGGCACAUCGAGCGCACGGUGUCCUUCGAGCCAGGAGGUGCCAAUGCCGCGGGCUCCGCCCUCGUCUACCGUGACGUGCUCAAGCAGCUCUUCCUGUGCGACCUGUACGUCCUGGAGCAUUUCAUCAACCCCCUGCCCGAGGACCACCUGACCCAGUUCAUGUUCCGCCGGGGCUCCAGCCGCUCCCUCUGCGAGGACCCGGUCUGCACACCCUUCGUCAAAAAGGUCUUUGAGAAGUACCACUGCAAGAACCGCCGCUGUGGUCCCCUCAACGUGACGCUGGCCGCCGAGGCCUGCCGCCGCAAGGAGCACAUGGCGCUCAAGGCCGUCCGCAUCCGGCAGCUGGAGUUCCUGCAGCCGCUGGCCGAGGACCCCCGGCUGGACCUGCGUGUCAUCCAGCUGGUGCGCGACCCCCGGGCCGUGCUGGCCUCCCGCAUGGUGGCCUUCGCCGGCAAGUACGAGACCUGGAAGAAGUGGCUGGCCGAGGGCCAGGACCAGCUGAGAGAAGAGGAGGUGCAGCGGCUCAGGGGCAACUGUGAGAGCAUCCGCCUAUCGGCCGAGCUGGGCCUAAGGCAGCCGGCCUGGCUGCAGGACCGCUACAUGCUGGUGCGCUACGAGGACGUGGCGCGCAGGCCCCUGCAGAAGGCCCGCGAGAUGUACCGCUUUGCAGGCAUCCCCCUGACCCCGCAGGUGGAGGACUGGAUCCAAAAGAACACACAGGCGGCCCGCGAUAGCAGCGGCAUCUACUCCACCCAGAAGAACUCCUCGGAGCAGUUCGAGAAGUGGCGCUUCACCAUGCCCUUCAAGCUGGCUCAGGUGGUGCAGGCCGCCUGCGGCCCCGCCAUGCACCUCUUCGGCUACAAGUUGGCGCGGGAUGCCACCUCCCUCACCAACCGCUCUGUUAGCCUGCUGGAGGAGCGUGGAACCUUCUGGGUCACGUAAGGGACCUGGGGCCACUGUGCACCCCUCCUCAGGAAAGCCCCGCCCUGCCUUCCUCACACCCAGGGCCAGCGGUGAGACAGCGCACGUGCAAGGGCCGGCCGGAAGCCUGGCAGUGAGCUGGCACCCCUCCGCUGUAGAAAUAGACCCAAGCCAGCUAGCAUUCCCACUGCAACCGUGGGCCCAGGGCAUCUUGCUGGGAACAGGGCAGUGCCCGGUCCCCUUAAGGGUCGGCAAACCCAGACCCCAGGGCCUGAGGUCUGAGCCUGCCCACACAGGCCCGGACCUAUUGACGAGUCUUUCAUUUGCUCUCUCCCGCGCACACGGGCGCACACACACAAAACACAUAAAUGCCCCUAGACCCUGUGGGCCAGAGUCCAAAUACUUAACAACCAGAAGGGGCUGUGGGCACUGACCAGUCGUAGUUGGACCUCCUGCUGUAGUCAGUGUUAACCUUUCAGUUAUUAGACUUCUACACAAACCAGUGUGGAAUAUGGGUGGGUUGCUGGGAAGGGACCCAAAGUAUCAGAGGAGGACAACUGGGGCUUACUAACCAAGUAUGAUUCAAUAUUUUCGUAAACGGGCUAGCUGUGCUGGUUAGUGAUGAAAUCAGCCCUAUAGCACCCAUAUGUAAAGACAAAUGCCUACAUACCACAUAGACAGAAAAACAGAAAAGCUCAAAUCCAUACAAACACACACAUAUAUAGGCAAGCUUUCCCAUUGCUUUAUGAUCACAGGGUUUAUCUGUAUCACACACCUAAAGAGGAGACUUUAAUUACAUGUUAAGAAUUAUUUGGGGAACAGAGGAAGUAAAAACUAUCAUGCAACAUGACCCCAUUCCCAACCAAAUUCGGGACUAAACAGUGGAUACAGAACUGCCAGGUCUGCGGCCUCUGCCCUCCUUGGAUUCUCUUGGCUACCACCUCUGGCCCAAUCACGUCCUUACUGCUGGCAGGCAGGAUGUUUUGAAAUGGCGUGGCCGACCCUCAGAUGACUAUAGCCCAAAGGCUCCGUUCCAGCUCAGCUGGCUGCCUGAGAGCAUGUCCAUAUUUGAAGGCUGCCUCAGGCCUGAUUGGCAGAAGCAGCUGUGGUCCCUAAAGGCAAAAGGCAGCUCACAGGUCCUGCCACUUUCAGCCAAGCCUCAUGUGGGGCAGGGCACAGGAGAAAACACAGAGUGCUCUUGGGGAGAAGUCACAUCAGCAUACCGUCUCCCCUGAAAAGACAGGGGACAGAGGUCAGCCUCACUGUUGGUCACCAUGGUUACAUGGUUAGUGUCUGGAAUUCCUCCUUUAGCUCUGGGAAGAAUAUUGCUCAACUCGGGAUGGGAUGGGUGUUUUCUUUGUUGUUGUUGUUUUUUUAAGUUAUUUAUAGUUUGGUAUCUAAUUUUAUGGCUGUGUUUUUGGUUUUGUUGCUGUAGGAGUGCCACUUAGAACCAGUCUAGGCUUGAGGGGCCAAAGGAGUCUAGGAGGACCAGCAGGGAUCUCUCUGGUUCUUGCUAGAGGGAGAGGAGGAGGUGGGGGCGCCUUCCCCGAGAACUAUCAGUGCCCAGGUGGCCAAGUGGGAGCCCUCAGAGCCCCACAGUCUUUUUUGUUUGAACCCAUGUGAAUCUCAGAAACUACCAGCAUUCUUUGCCGCUUUGUGUUCAGAAGCAGCAUAAAUUAGCAGCUCUCACCCCCUCCCCAAAAAGAUGCCAAAUUUGAACAUCUCUCCCAGGGCCAAACACAUUUCCUGGGGGGUGAGGGGCCAGUGACCAAGCAGCAGAUGUCCCCAAAGGAGAAGCAUUUCCCCACUUCCACCCCAAACUGGGAGAGUUCAGUACCACCUCAGAACUUGCAGGGAGCUGCAUCCGCUCACUAAGGGCUGUUUCUGAUUUCCUGGACAACCUCUCUGUCAGAUGUGUCCCAUUGUCAAACCCUGAGGGCUGAGUUUUGGCUUGGAUAAUAAUGACAUGAGAGAAAUACAGGGUCUGAGUCCAGCUGGUGUUGCCCUGGGGAAGGGAGCAGUGUGCCCUGGCUGGAAGCUGCUGUUUGAAAAGGUGAGGACUGUAGCAUCUGUGGGGUCCAUUAUAAUCACCUUAUUUGAGCUGCCGGGUCUCUACCACCAUGGACGUCAACCAUUCAAGGAGGUCUCCGUUCCAGGUUUUACGAUCCAAGAAUAAGUUGGGCAAGGAGCAGACUCCAAUUUAGGGUCCAAGUGACUCCAGCUCUGAGAACUUGGGGCAGAAUGGGGCCAGGAUGUUUCUGGCAGGCCCAGAAGUGCUGGCCGUUUUUUUUUCCUGGCCCCACCCUGCUCCCUGCACUGUUCCCCACCUCGGGUGGUAGGGCAGGCACCUCCAUCCGUGGCUCUUCCUGGGGCCCUCCCAGUGUGGAUAGCAAACUUCUUCUUUCCUAUGCCUCUGGGGCCAAGACCUCCACCCUUGAGCUCUGAGGACAGUACUGGGAAUGGACCUUUGGGACUUCGUAAGACAGUGACAAUUUGUACACUGCAAGCUGACUUUAUUUAUUUAUUUUGUGAAAAUGAAGAGACAGAAAAUACCUUUACUAUUUGCAGGGACUCAAAGCUGUGCCCAAAUCAAGAAAGAAAAUAAUAAUAGAAACCAUUCACUCACUCCACACACAAGGACACUGGAAGAUAAUUCAGAAUACAAGAGAGGAUCAAGCCAAGAGUACAGGAGUCACGAUGGCCCCAGGCCAUUGUUUAAGGAGAUACCUUGGUUUUCUCUUGGCAAUUUGAAAAUGCAACAUUUAAGUCCCUUUUUGCUGAAUUGCCUUUGCCCAAGUAUCUGACACAACUCAAAUGAAUGCUGCCUUGAGGCUCAGCAAUGUCUGGAGAGCCUUGGGGUUUGGAGAAGAACAGGGUGGGGGUAACUAAUGACUUUAUCACUGCAGGACCUGAAGUUAUGCCUUUGGGGUUCUCCACUUGGAGCUGGGCUUGGGUAGGUGAUCUACCCGGGGACUUGGGCUCCUCUUCCGGAGAGGCCAGCCCUGGUUCCUCUGCUCCUGAUGGCUCCCCCAGGAGCCUUCCCCUCCACAGCAUCCACCUGCCUAGACAUGGAGCAGCUGAGGUCUUACCUCUGCUGGCUGCCAGCUACCCCAGAACAAGAGGCCUUUUCAGCAAUGAGUGUUUACUCAUUUUCUUUUUCUUGAUGAAGACCUCUUUAGUCUGGCCUAUAUAAAUAGUUCAGAACAUUCCAGGCCUUGGUGAGACAGGGCCAUGUCUAACAACCACAGGCUGUCUCCUCUGCUGCCCAUUCCUGGCUUCUCCUCUGGACCUUGUUUGUAAACCUUGCAGUGGCUGUGGGCACUGGGAGGAGGGUCUUUGUUAGUAGUCGAUGGGGGCAGGAUUCCCGAGCCCCACAGAGAGGGGAGAAGCAGCAGAUGUGCAGCUCUGGAGCAUAGCCCCUGCACGUUAUCCCCGAGUUGUUACUGAGGUUAAGAGACAUGAGCAAAAUUUCAGCCUUUUGGCCCUUUAUGUGAUGCACAUACCUGAAAACAACUAAAUGAACAGAAAAAAAGUUUAAUGAAGGGUUUAUUGUCUGUCUGCGAGCACUCUCAGCCUGCUACUGCUGGAAGCUGGUCUAAUGGGGCAGACACUGAUCCAACCCCAAGAGCAGAGGGUUCCCCCCCCCAUUACAGUGGCAUCUUUCUCUGCCACCUUUGCCAUCUGUGCACUGAUGAGAUGAGUCCCAGAAGAUAGAAUGCUGGCCUAGACAGCAGGCAGGGAGAGCAUCAGAUGGCCUGGUCCUCAGCCUGAAGUUCCCUUCUGGCCCUGGGUGUCCCUCUCCCACACUGGGGCCUGCUGUGAUUGACUGUAGGACCUGUCCCUUGAUAGGCCCUGGAUUAUGAAAGCCUAUCAUUAUGAAGCACAAGACAGAAUGGCCGCGUCCCCAAGGCAGUCACUUCCACUUCAUCUGCAAAGGCAGCCCCCAGGGGUACGGAUUCCUGAGGCAGGGAGAGAGUGGUGGGGGAGAGAUGUCUGCAGAAGCCAAGCAGGGCUUGUUGACUCAUACAAACUGAAAGGAGCAUCCACUGAAAUCAGGAGGCAUAUGUUGGUGGGGCUGCUUGUGGAAAUUUCUAGGAUAUGGUCUAGCUAGACGUCAGAGAGAAGACCAGGGUUUCCUAAAUGGAGUCACAUUGCCCCUCAACUGCCCUGGGUUUCAGGAAUCAUGGAAGCUGCUCUUUACCUCAAAAGGAUGAAGCAGAAUUGGCAACUUCACGUGACUUUAGAGCUUCAAGAUCAUUUAGUCUUGUGACCUUUGUCUGCCUGAGGGAUAAAUUAGUUAUGUUUUCAAGGAUACAGAAGGUGCCAUCCUCAUGGGCGUAGCUCAUAUCAUAACCAGGUAUUUUACUGGGGAAAGAAAAUGACUCAUGUACCCUGCUUCCUUUAACAUUGGACUUGAACUGGGGGCCCCCUGAAGUCUCCACCUCAUCUGUAUGUUCUAGGCCAAGUUUGCCUGGUCCAUGGCUUCCUCCUGGAUCCUGGAAACUGUCUUUUUGCCAAGACUCAGCCCGGUGUCAUGUCUCAUGCCACAUGGUAUGGCACAUUCACUUCGUGGCCAUGCAUGGCCAUGGUGUGUACAUGUGUCCACAGUGUGUAUGUGUAGCAUACAGCUCAUUCUGCUCGGCCACGUAGCUCCAGGCCCCCUUGCCAUCAAUGUCACAGCUGUCCUUGCCAUGCCCUUCCCUCUGCCAUUCCUGGAAACGCAGGGGCUACCCUUUAGAGAGCUGGCAGUCACCACCAGUCAGGGUCUGCUUUUUGGAACAGAAUGUGAACCCAUCACUUGAAGGCUUACUUAUUAAAAUGAAAACAUGCAAUGAGCAAAUCUGAAGUGUGUCUCUUUCUUUUGCAUUUGUUCUUAGCAACAAUCAUAAAAAUUAAAGGAAACAAAAAUCAGCCGUAGGAAAGGCAGGGCCUACAUGCAGCAGGGAAACCCCACCCACUCCUCAGGAGUGAAAGGCACCCCGGAAGCAUGGCUAAGUGCAGGCAGCGUGCUGAUGUCUGUCAUGUCACCAGGAUAGCAGAACCUGUGGUGACUGCUUGGAGGCGGCUGCACAAACAAAGUCUGAGAUAAAUGCCCAGGCAUCAUGGAGCAGGAUCAAGAACCCUGGCUAGAGGUUCCGGGGGCCUGGGACAAGUCCCAGCUUUACUGGUCUCUGGCCCUGAGAUCUUGGACAAGUCACUUCCCUUGUUUGGGCCCCAGUUUCCUUUAGAAUGAGGGUAUAGCCAGUGGUUUACAACCAUUGUCCCAAAAACCUUGAAUUAAAAAUUCAAAAGUUAGCUCUCACCCAGAGCAACUGUGCAUUGAUCUAUUUCACAUGUUGAAAUAGUGCCUAAGAUAUCAUUUGGCCUUCAACAAAAUCUCAAAAACAACAUGAGGUUGCUAAGGACUCAUUCAGCUAAGAAAUUUAAUGGAAUCCUUUAAAAUUGCAAUUACAUUGCUCUACCAGUCAUAAUAACUUUAGUUAUGAUUAUUAUUAAUAAAUUAUUAACUACAUAAUAAUAAUAUGCAAAUUAGAUUGAAGCCCUUUUGUCUCCUAAUAGCCACCAGGAGAGAAUGGUAGUUCCCCAGAGAGAUGGGAGAAGGUUCAUUUGGAACUAGGUAAGACAGAGCGGGUGGAGCUUUGUGGAUGUGUGGCAAUGGGGGACACAGGAACAGCAACCAUGAAGAGGCAGGGAAGAGCUGAGCACUGGGGACAGUGGCCCCAUUGGAGUGCCAGUGGGGUGGGGGUGUGGCGAUGGUAAGGCAUGAUAUGGGGUUGGGACCCUGCCCCAAAACACAGACUUGUAUCUCUGCCAUUUUUCCAAGGCCUUGGAAACUCAAAUCAUUUUCCUCUCAACCCUAAAAAUAUAAGAGUCAAUACAAUGACCUCCCAACCUGCGUGGAAGCUCGCCACCCCGCCCAGCCAGGUGACAGUGCUGUCUCCACUCUUUCAGGGACUGGAUAUAUUUAGUUUUAUUUCUAGGCUGUGUUUCCAACCACAAAUGACCCCCUGGAAAAACAUAUUGCCCUAAUUAUAGAGCAGAAACGCCUGGAGACCUCCCCACCCACUCUCCCCCUCAGCCACCAGCCCAGGCCAGAGCCAUCUUUCCUGUUCCCUCCCAGUCCUCUUUGGGCUCCUGAGUCUUCAUCCAGUAUACCCCAAGUUAUCCAACCCUGGGAAGGAGACAAACCCCCCACGGGGGCUCUAAGGGAGUGCCAUCGGCUGGAUCCAUCUCAGAAGUGGUUUGAUCAGCAGCAGGGGACUGGGCCCUGUGCCAUUUGCUCAUGGAGAUCUGCCAGGCAGGCCCAGAACUCAAGUCUCCAGCAACAUGUCCCCAAGUGUGUUUGGAGGAACUGUUUGACCACCUCACUGCUCUUAGGAAUUUACAGUACACAUCAGCAUGUUAAAGGCUCUGAGAAGUACUGCAUUCUUUUGACCCAGCUUACCAAGCCUCGCUCAUAACUAUUUUUAUGGGUGAUACUCUUUCAUUGUGAAAACAUUUUUUUUUUUUUUUGGCCAAACAACAUUUUCAAGACUAUGGCAUUCUACAGAACAAUUUGUAGCUAUCAGAAACCUGCAUGUGUAAGUAAAUCUGACUACAAGUCACAAGAAGGUGAUAGUGAAGAGGCUGGGGAGAAGCCCAGGGUCAGGGUUCAGGGCCCCAUUCCCACAGAACUGCAGGGCAGGACAAGAGUUGGCCUGUGGAGAUGGCAGCAGCCUCAGGAUCCCCGUGGGUCACAGUUUACAGCCCCAAGGCAUCUGUGCUGCUGUCAUAAAACCUGGUUGCCUGAAACCCUUGGUCCUUGGCUUCCUCAACUCAACCCACACCUGGAAUACCUCUGUGGCAUUACCUCAAAGAUGUAGUGACCCCCAAAGGGAGUGGAGAUCCUGGGGAACCAGGCCAAGCAUAACACCACAGGAUACUAUUGAUCUGAGAAACUGGAGUUUGGGGGUGAUUCCUAAAGGAGCCAAUUCUGAAACAGCAGGACAUAGGUUACCUACAGUAAACACGUUCCCUGGAGAUGUAAUUCUCUAAUAGCUAGUAAACCCUGUGCUAAAUGCUGCUCUGCAGUUUACUGGAAGAACAAGCGAGUAGUAAAGGCUCAGCAGGAUAAGCUUGCCCAGGAAAGUCAGAAUGAGAGAACAAAGGGAGGGAGGCGGGGAGAGGGAGAGUGACACCAAGGAGGUGGCACUCUCACGAGGGUGGCGGAGGAGGACAGCCAAGGUGCUGAAAAGCAUACCCCAGAGGAUUGCCACGGCGUCCAAGAAUUAGGGGUUGUGCAAGGUCAGGCCAGGCCCACGUGCACACAUAGCCCUGCAUACCUCUGGCCAUAGCCCAAAUCUACCCUGUGGAUGUGUGGCCCACUCAGCGUCUGGUUUUGUUUCUGACAAUUGGCAUCAGAGGCCAACACUUAAAAAUUAAGGAGUUUGAUAUAAAAACCAAAUUCUGCUUCAUCUUGAAAAUCAGUGUCUUGGUUUGAACUAUAAUUAAAGUUGAUGCUGAGACCAGGGUUUGAGAGCAAAGGGCUUAUGUGGGAGCUGCAGACAGCCCAGCAGGGGAGAAGCGGAGGGAGACAGCCAGCAAAGGGCACCCUGUUAAGCCAGCUGCCACCUUGGGCAAUUGGAGCAGAAUCUCUCCAGGAAACAGUAUCAGGCUCCUGCCUUGGUAUUAUCCCACCUGAGCAAGGGGUGAGGUGAGUCCACGUGGACUAUUCCUACACCAACCCUUGUCAGCUUUUGGCUGAAGGCUGCUCUUGGUGAGUAUUAAUUCCCCAGCACAGCCCUGCUAGAGCAGCAUUCCAGAAUUCUGGAAAAGGCUGUCAGUCCCAGAGACGAAGAUACAGGCAAAUGGAAGUUUCCAGAGCACUGUGC
Molecule: messenger RNA, 10388 nt
Organism: Manis pentadactyla (Chinese pangolin)
Lineage: Eukaryota; Metazoa; Chordata; Mammalia; Pholidota; Manidae
Gene: CHST3
Product: carbohydrate sulfotransferase 3
Exons: 2
Coding region: 487-2538 (683 amino acids)
Biological process (GO): carbohydrate metabolic process; N-acetylglucosamine metabolic process
Cellular component (GO): Golgi membrane
Molecular function (GO): chondroitin 6-sulfotransferase activity; N-acetylglucosamine 6-O-sulfotransferase activity
Source: RefSeq, a predicted model, not a curated record